Messenger RNA from Boleophthalmus pectinirostris (great blue-spotted mudskipper), 1189 nucleotides. RefSeq names its product T-box transcription factor 20 (gene tbx20). Lineage: Eukaryota; Metazoa; Chordata; Actinopteri; Gobiiformes; Gobiidae. Gene Ontology annotation, biological process: heart looping; positive regulation of DNA-templated transcription; cell fate specification. Gene Ontology annotation, molecular function: DNA-binding transcription factor activity, RNA polymerase II-specific; RNA polymerase II cis-regulatory region sequence-specific DNA binding. Bases 176 to 1189 code for a protein of 337 amino acids. The record is from RefSeq and is a predicted model, not a curated record. The transcript has 8 exons. Gene Ontology annotation, cellular component: nucleus.
UGUGUCCGACGAGUUGGUGAUCCUCGCGCGUAACGGGACCUUCUCCAAAAAAAACAAAAAAAAACAAAGCAAACUUACCUUUCAAACUGUUGCGCGCGUUCUUCUGCACUCGGCUCGUCUCCAAGCAAACCGGGACGCUCUCUGGACUUGAGGGAAUACUUGGGACUAUCCCGAGAUGGAGUAUACGUCAUCCCCCAAACCGCAGCUUUCGUCGCGGGCCAACGCUUUUUCCAUAGCCGCGCUCAUGUCCAGCGGCAAGCCCAAGGACAAGGAGACGGAGGAGAGCACGAUCAAACCGCUCGAGCAGUUCGUGGAGAAGUCUUCCUGUGAGCAGCAGCAGGCCCUGGCCUCUCUGGACAUGGCCUCUCUGGACGCGCACGGAGACUUCAGCAGCGGGGGCGCGCCUAGUGUGUGCACGGAGCCGCUCAUCCCCACCAACCCCGGCGUGCCCAGCGAGGAGAUGGCGAAGAUCAGCUGCAGCCUGGAGACCAAAGAGCUGUGGGACAAGUUCCACGAGCUCGGCACCGAGAUGAUCAUCACCAAGUCCGGGAGGAGGAUGUUCCCCACCAUCCGCGUGUCCUUCUCGGGGGUGGAGCAGGACUCUCGGUACAUCGUGCUCAUGGACAUCGUGCCCGUGGACAACAAGCGUUACCGUUACGCUUACCACCGCUCCUCGUGGCUGGUGGCGGGAAAGGCCGAUCCUCCACUUCCGGCCAGGCUGUACGUGCACCCGGACUCGCCGUUCACCGGAGAGCAGCUCCUCAAGCAGAUGGUGUCCUUCGAGAAAGUCAAACUCACCAACAACGAGCUGGACCAGCACGGCCACAUAAUCCUGAACUCCAUGCACAAGUACCAGCCCCGGGUCCACAUCAUCAAGAAGAAGGAGCACACUGCCUCGCUGCUCAACCUGAAAUCCGAGGAGUUCCGUACCUUCGUGUUCGUGGAGACGGUCUUCACCGCGGUCACGGCCUAUCAGAACCAGCUGAUCACCAAACUGAAGAUCGACAGUAACCCGUUCGCCAAAGGCUUCCGAGACUCGUCGCGGCUCACGGACAUGGAGAGGGAGAGUGUGGAGAAUCUGAUCCAUAAACACUCGUACGCGCGCUCCCCCAUCAGGACUUACAGCGGAGACGAGGAGAGUCUGGGCGAGGACAGCCACGCCACACACACCAGAGCUGGUUUUAUCUAG